Molecule: messenger RNA, 4331 nt
Organism: Paramuricea clavata
Lineage: Eukaryota; Metazoa; Cnidaria; Anthozoa; Malacalcyonacea; Plexauridae
Source: the annotation of a GenBank genome assembly
AGGACCUCAAAGCGCCAUGAUGAUUUUUAAAUUCUGUGUUGGCGCUGGUUGGUUCUCUCUUCCUGCUGCUUUUCGAUAUUCAGGCGUUUUGGUAAGUAAAGACCAUUUAUGUUAAUAAUAAAAUAAUAAAUAUUAAUUUCACAAUAGUUUUUUUAUGAAAUGGAAUGUUCUCCGUUUUAGACCAAUAGUAAUUUGGUAAUUUUUUUGCUAAUUGAGGUUGGCGUAAUUUGCAUUUUUGUGUGUGGAGCGCUUACGAUAUACGGAAUGCAGAGAUUAAUACAAACUUCAUGGGAAGUUGCUCGAAGGUAUUUCACAGAUAUAAUAGUAAACAUUACUAUCUUGUUUGCCGCAAAUCCUUACUCAGAGAUUCAGAGGGUGAAGCAAGCGGGCAUAGUUAAAGAUUUACAUGUGGGGGGCCAUAAUUUGGAAAAGGGCCCAUUGAACGAGCGCCAAGACACGAGUUUGGUACGGGGGUCCGUGUAUCGCACCCUCCCCCGGAUAUAUUUUAACUCAAAGCUACUAUAAUGUAUAAAAGUUAAAAUUUACAAACAGACGAAUCCCUAAAGAAUUUCUUCAUAUACUCUCAUUAACAAUGAUAAAAUACAUGUAGGCAAAGACUUACUACAUUCACAUUUCAUGAUUUCACACAAAAAGUGUGUUAAAAGGGUCCAAGGAGUGGAUGGCCAAUUUUGCUUGAGUCUAUGGGGGCCAACAGGAGGGCCUGGCCAGUAUAUAUGUUAACAUAUGCCUUGGAGUGAAGGCGUGUUUACGGUGCAAGUUCCAUUGAAUUAUUAUUAACAUAGUAGACAAGGGAAAUCCUUUCUCAAAUCAUCUAAAAUGACGUUAGGUAAAAACUGCCUGGCGUAUUUCCUUUAUUUAGUCCGACCUUGGGGCUUAUAUUGACAGAGGGCACAUUAGAAGGGAGCUCUGGGUAUUAAAUAGAGGCUGGGGACUUUUUGUUAAGAUCGUUUUUUAAGCACGUUAAAACAUUCGCAUCCGAUCUAUAUCAGAUAUAAAGAUCGGCUGCUCAUGUUUUAACUAGUACGUAUUGAGCUGUCUGAUCUUUCUUUAAACUCUGGCGCUAGUUUCCAACCAAACAUUUAAAUAUAAUAGUUUUGUUUGUGGAAACACCACGUAAAUUUAUUACUGCAAAGCUUUCGAUCCGUAAGCCCGGAUCUUCAUCAGUGCUAAUAAUAUGUGACUUGUUUAAUUCACACGCCCUUUUUAUAUGCAAAAGUGUCCGGGCGUGACCAACAGAUCAGGCCGGACACUUUUGUAUAUAAAAAGGGCGUGUGAAUUAAACAAGUCACAUUAAUUUAGCACUGAUGAAGAUCCGCGGGCUUACGGAUCGAAAGCUUUGCAGUAAUAAAUUUACGUGGUGUUUCCACAAACAAAACUAUUAUAUGUUUUAUCGCCAUGCAAACAUACAAACAAACAUUUAAAGUUUAAAAUUACUUUAAAACUUGUCACGUUAUACCAAAAUAAUAUGUCUCCUUUUUUGUCAAAAUUAAUAAGAUGGUUACAUUCAUGUGUUUUGAGCAUUUCGUUUUGAGUUAAUUAAUAUAAAUAUACAAAACGUUUAUAAUCUGCCUGUUCUUUCGAAGAGGCUAGACUGCGUGUAUAAUGACUCAGCUGCACUAACAGACUAUAUCUUCCGAAUAACUUGAGUAUAAAUAUCUAUAUAUUUUAUACUUUUAUUAGUACCCAUCUUAUAUAUGAGUUCAUUGGCGAAGUAAUUUUAAAAAUAAACAUUGUCUAAGCCGAGAAAAUCAAAGCAAAAGUUUAUAUAAAUCAGGACAAAUCUUUAUCAGAUUUACAAACAUUGAUUAAACAUUCCGUGGCAUUUCUUUUGUAUUUUUCUCAUGAAUUAUUAAUGAGUUUUUUAGAAUUUUCAUGAUUGCUAUGCGUUGCUAAGGAAAUAUAACUGACUAGUCCAGUCAUAUAGUAGCCCAAGCAAUGCGACUAUAUGAUUUACAUGUAAGUCAUAGUCGCAUCGCCAUUGUUGUUUUACAUUUGGCAAAAUAAGAUAAUUCUUGUUGUCCCAUUAUACUUUUUAAUUUUAUGAUAUGCAAACCGAGAAAGAAACACAAAACACCAAUCAAAAAGCAUAUAAUACAGUUAUUGAAACGUAAAAAUAUUAUUUGACUCACCCUAUUAUUGUUAAUUUGUGUUGGUCUACGUAUACAGCAGGAUUUUGUUUCUUUUUUUAGCUGCAUGCAUUUCGAAGGGAAAUUAUAGUUAAUACCACUGAUUUUUGGACUACUAUGCUCAGAUACGAUUUCGGCUGGAACCUGUAUUGUGAUUGGCUAGAACGGUCGUGCUAAUUUAUAUUGCAUAUUUAUUUGCCAAAAUGAUGAUUAAUUUUUUAGAAGAUUCCACUUACCCUGCAAAAUGGCUGUGGAUCGAGGAGGCAGAUUUUUUCAGCCCAUUUGUACUGGGGCUUAAAUAGAAGGCGGGCUAAAUAAAUUCUAGGGGAUAAAUAGAGGAAAUACAGUAUCUUACGGGAAAAGGUUGCCAUAGGUCCACGCACAUAUAUCGUGGGUAUUCCCCAGGUAUUCCCACACAGUACAUGUGUUGAAUUUCUGCAGAACCGGAACUGACACAGCUUAUUUUGGCGAUAUUGGUGCUGCCUGUGGAAAGUUAUUGAGCGAAAAAUGUGAAUUGAUUGGAAGGUGAGAAUGUUUGAAUAUAUAUACUAUACUAUAGCCUGCGUAGCAGCAGCUUUAAUUUUUGAAGGUUUUGAGGCUUUUUCAAAAAUCCUCAAAAUCUUUAAAAAAAUAAGUUACACAAUUAAAUGUUCGGCAUUUUGACACGCGGUGUAAAGGACUGUGUAAGAUAAUGCAUGUGGAAUCUAGGCACUCUCUGCCAAUGGGGAUGGCAACAUGGGGACAACGAUUACGCAAAAAUUGCUUGUUGAUUUAAUAUAAAAUGGUGCCAUUCAUUAACAAUCAUGUACAUUUGGUAAUGUUGCUUGAUGGUAAAGCUGGCGCUUCUCGACUCAGUUUCAGUUAGGUCGACUACAGUUGUGCGCAAUCUUUUGCUUGUUCAUGUUUUGCACUGCAUCAUGGUCUACCGUCCCAUGCAAUGCAACUCGCCAAAGAAAAUUUGGAGAAAAGGCACGAUAGAAAGUAAAAAAAUAAUAUUUUCAACACGAUUGCGUUAGUUUCACUCUAUUUUCCAGCAGACGUCCAAUAAUUGUUUAUUGGUUCGGUAUUAAAGAACAUAUCGUACACGAACAAAACAAUUUCGUAAUUUUCGUAACUUUAUUAUAUAACCGUAUAUAUUUAUUGCUUUUUUUGCUAGGCUGAUUGUCAACAUUAUUCUUUCGAUUGCCGCCUUCUCGAUGGCAUUUCCAAUGAUGCUGUUUAUUGCAGACAUGUGGAAACAGGUUCGUAGAUCAAUCUCGCAAGACUCCCUCUUUGCCUUCGAUUGUACUAUUACACUCCUUCACUUCGUUGUUGUUGAGCAUUCUGUGAAGUUUAAUAGGUGUCAGUUGGCGAUAAUGCAAACCUCACCUCCCUUGUGGUCGUUUGUACAUUCUCGCCCCAUUACACCCUGCGAAUGUCUGGAUGCGUUGGUGUCUCUGUGUUGUAGGCCCACGACAUGCACUUAUUGAGAACAAGCUUAUAUGUAUAAAGGCAAUGUCUCAUUCACGUAUCUGCACGUGCACAAAGCUGCUCUGAUAACGUACAGGACGCCGAAACAUGCAUGUCUGCGGAUUUUAACAAUUUGGUUUUCUCUUUCGUUUUGGCAGGCGUUUGAGGAGCAAGAUAUUGUUCAGUUGGACAUAGCCGUUUGGAUACUUAUUGUAUAUGUGCUCGUCUUGCCAUCAAUUUUCAUACGGAGACCUGAUUUUCUUGCUUGGGGCUCAAUCAUUGCCAACAUCUUCGAAGUCAUUACGAUAACUGCUGUGUUUGUGAAUGUUUUUUCUACAUCAUCAAGUUGGAAAGUAAACAACACCGUGCAGUGGUCAAAGCUGCCAUUAACCAUUGGGGUUGUCUUUUUUGCGUUCGAAAUUGCACCAUUUGUAAGAUAUAGAUCAUUUUUCUUAUUAUACAGGGUGUAUAAAAAAAAACUGAACAGAUUUGAAAUUGCUCUCAAUUUCGCAAAACACCUAUUUGUAUCCGGUUUUUUAUAUGUAUAGCUUCUUUGGGUACUUGUAAUGUAGAAUAAUGAAAAAAAAAUUCUCAAACUCAAAUUUUGUGGACCAGGGAGGUGUGUCUUUUCCAACAAACUAAAAAUGGCUCGCGCACAAAAUUCAAAAGAUGUAAUCAUAUUUUGAGUUUAUAGAUGGAAACUUUGUCUGGUUUUUAAUUACUGUACAAAAUUUC